This is a messenger RNA of Olea europaea var. sylvestris, 1893 nucleotides long. Its product is annotated as cyclin-dependent kinase F-1. The record is from RefSeq and is a predicted model, not a curated record. The coding region runs from base 181 to 1602 and encodes 473 amino acids. Gene Ontology annotation, cellular component: nucleus. Lineage: Eukaryota; Viridiplantae; Streptophyta; Magnoliopsida; Lamiales; Oleaceae. Gene Ontology annotation, molecular function: ATP binding. Gene Ontology annotation, biological process: protein phosphorylation. The transcript has 2 exons.
CAUCAACGAUCAAUCUCAUAUAAAAGUUGCAAAAGUUGCGCCAGAAAUUGGAGAUGACCAUAGAGAUGUUUUAAGCUUCUGGAAGGCUGGAACCUUAAAUUUGGAUGGUAAAAAAUAAAAUAAAAUAAAAUAAUAAUAAGAAUUUGGCAAAGAAUCCACGCAUCAUCCUCCCUCUCCAAUAUGGACGCAUACCCGCCGGCGAAGAGCUGGAGCAUUCACACGCGCCGGGAAAUAACCAGCAAGUACGAAAUCCACGAGCGCGUGGGCUCUGGCGCGUAUUCUGACGUCUAUAAGGCCCGCCGCCUCUCCGAUUCCCUCAUAGUCGCCCUCAAGGAAAUCCACGACUACCAGUCGGCCUACCGGGAAAUCGAGGCCCUCCAGACGCUGCAAAAGUGCCCCAACGUCAUCGUUUUGCACGAGUACUUCUGGAGCGAGGAUGAGGAUGCAGUGCUCGUCCUCGAGUUUUUACCCGCUGAUUUGGAGGCCGUGAUAAAGGCUGCGAAAAAAGAGUGGGAAAAUGGGUUGACUCCAGGGGAGAUCAAGCGAUGGAUGGUGCAGAUUCUGUGCGGGGUCGAUGCGUGUCACCGGAAUUCGAUCGUUCACAGGGAUUUGAAGCCUUCCAAUUUGCUGAUCUCGGCUGACGGCGUUCUCAAGCUCGCUGAUUUUGGCCAGGCUAGGAUACUUCUGGGAUCUGGAUUUGCUGCUGUUAAUGAUAAUACCCAGUCUUAUCAGCAGUCUCUCCCAAACGAAGCUACUAUAGGUCAAUCACCUGAAGUUGGUCGCUUACUGGACGAUGUUCGUCAAGGAAGCAAAUUAAUUCAAGAGCAAGGAUCUUCAGGCAAAGAAGAAUGCACUGUUGAGCCAGAUGAACUCAGAAUUAGCGACUUCCCGAAUGAAAUUGAUAUAGACACUGUUACUCAUGAUGGAGAUGCAUCGAAUAUUGCUACAUGCACCACGAGUGAUAGAGAAGAAGUUCCUUCCCGACAUUCCUUUUGUUACGAGGCUGAGGCUGGAGACAAUGGGGAUGGUUCCCUUACCUCCUGUGUUGGAACUCGAUGGUUCAAAGCUCCCGAGCUGCUUUAUGGUUCUACAAACUACGGGCUGGAGAUUGAUUUGUGGUCACUGGGUUGUAUUUUUGCGGAGCUUUUGAGUCUCAAACCACUUUUUCCUGGCAAUUCAGAUAUUGAUCAGCUGGGCAGAAUUUUUAAUGUGUUGGGGAACUUAUCUGAAAGGGUUUGGCCUGGUUGCACAGAACUCCCUGAUUAUGAAAUCAUUUCAUUUGCUAAAGUAGAAAAUCCGAUUGGUUUGGAAGCAUGUCUGCGUAAAUGUUCUCCCGAUGAAGUUCUUCUUAUCAAAAAACUACUAUGUUUUGACCCAUCUGGCAGAGCUACUGCCAUGGAAUUGCUCCAUGACAAGUAUUUGAAUGAAGAACCUCUACCCAUACCAGUAUCUGAAUUGAGGAUUCCUUCUAAAUGCGGGAGGCAAGACGAGGAUUCUGAUAACGAAUGGGGUAACUACAGGGAUAAUGGCUCGGAUUCUGACAUUGAUGGCCAAUUCGACGUUACAACCACAGGGAAUGGUUUUUCAAUUCGGUUUCCUUGAGGUUAAUAAGAAAUUACAUAUCUCCAGGAUGUUGGGUAAAUCUUAUUUUUCUAAUUAUAGUUAUCAUCAACUCCUUAUGAAUUUUGAAAGAAAUGGUUGUGCAACUAUCAGUUUGUGUUGCACAAAUUUAUGUUUGUUAGUAAUAUUUGUGUGAAGAAAUCUUAAGUUUGUACCAAGAAAAGCUUUCUGAAGUGUGAGUUUUAUGAAGGGUUAAUCUGUACGUGACCUCUGAAGAUGUCUUGGCCCACGAACAUUUACUUCUAAUAAGAGCAUUAACUUAUUUAUAGUUAA